Molecule: messenger RNA, 522 nt
Organism: Striga hermonthica
Lineage: Eukaryota; Viridiplantae; Streptophyta; Magnoliopsida; Lamiales; Orobanchaceae
Source: the annotation of a GenBank genome assembly
AUGUCGAAGAGAAGGACAAGAGAGCCCAAGGAAGAGAAUGUUACUCUUGGGCCUGCAACUAGGGAAGGAGAGCUAGUGUUUGGUGUUGCCCACAUUUUUGCCUCUUUCAAUGAUACUUUCAUCCAUGUCACUGAUUUGUCAGGCAGGGAAACCAUGGUCCGCAUUACAGGUGGCAUGAAGGUGAAGGCCGACAGGGAUGAAUCAUCCCCAUAUGCUGCUAUGCUUGCGGCACAAGAUGUUUCCCAGAGAUGCAAGGAACUCGGUAUCACUGCCCUUCACAUUAAGCUCCGUGCCACUGGGGGUAACAAGACCAAGACUCCUGGACCCGGUGCUCAGUCUGCACUUCGGGCUCUCGCUCGUUCAGGCAUGAAGAUUGGGAGGAUAGAGGACGUGACCCCAAUCCCAACUGAUAGCACUCGCAGAAAGGGUGGCUUGAAAUUUGACGUAUUGGAGACCUGGAGGGAGGAGGAAAUCUACGGCUUUGCGACGUCUCACUUUCUUGGCUCGUCGUAUGGCGGCUGA